Molecule: messenger RNA, 970 nt
Organism: Lathyrus oleraceus (garden pea)
Lineage: Eukaryota; Viridiplantae; Streptophyta; Magnoliopsida; Fabales; Fabaceae
Product: expansin-B15
Exons: 4
Coding region: 63-878 (271 amino acids)
Biological process (GO): sexual reproduction
Cellular component (GO): extracellular region
Source: RefSeq, a predicted model, not a curated record
GGCAUAUUUCUCAAAUUGUAGACUACUUACUACAACCAAAAUCUAAGUGGUGGAGUGAUAUUAUGGCUCUUACUUUAGGAAAUGCAUUUUCUCAUACACUCAUCUUUGUAGGUUCACUCUUAAUAUUCAUAGUGACCCCUUCUUCUUGUUUUAAGCCCAAAAAUUUUGUUAGUUUUACUUCGAACUUCUCUUCUGAUUCAGAUUUUCAAUCUUCAAUGGCUACUUGGUAUGGACCUCCAAAUGGUGAUGGGAGUGAAGGUGGUGCUUGUGGAUACGAAAAGGCUGUUGGUUUACGUCCAUUCAAUUCAAUGAUAUCAGCCGGAAACCCUUUCAUCUACAAAUCAGGCAAAGGCUGUGGUUCAUGUUAUCAGGUGAAGUGUACGGGAAAUCCUGCUUGCUCAGGCAACCCUAUUAAUGUAGUUAUCACGGAUGAGUGUCCAGGUUGUGAUCAUUAUUUUGAUUUGAGUGGAAAAGCUUUCGGUUCCAUGGCAAUUUCAGGUCAAGGUGACAAGCUACGCAAUGCUGGAAAAGUACCUAUCCAAUAUCAAAGAGUUGCAUGCAACUACCCUGGUGUGUCCAUAACUUUCCAUGUUGAAUCUGGAUCUACCCAAUAUUAUUUUGCAACUGUUAUUGAAUAUGAGAAUGGGGAUGGUGAUCUUAAAACAGUUGAACUCAAAGAAGGAAAUUCGGUAGCUUGGGAAGCUAUGCAACAAUCAUCGGGUGCUAUUUGGAAAGUUAAUAAAGGGACACCAUUAAGUGCACCAUUUUCUAUUAGACUAACAACAAUUGAGUCUGGAAAAAUGUUUGUGGCUAAUAAUGUGAUCCCUGUAGGGUGGAAGCCUGGUCAAACUUAUCGAGCAAUUGGAAAUAUUAAUUAAGCUUGAAAUGUAUUCACCUCAAUCAAGUCCUUCUAAGUGGAUUUUGGAUUGUAAUAUUUAAUCAAAUAAUAAUGAUAUUAUAUUUUUUAUAA